Molecule: messenger RNA, 3837 nt
Organism: Symbiodinium natans
Lineage: Eukaryota; Dinophyceae; Suessiales; Symbiodiniaceae
Source: the annotation of a GenBank genome assembly
AUGGCAAGCAAUGCGGAGGUGCCGGAGGAUGCCGACGACGAGAUCGUUCAGGUGGAAGCCAAGACCGAGGAGCUGAAGCCGACGAAGGCCAAGAUCAAGCCCGCCUCCGUUUGCAAGCUCUUUUCCAUGAUGGACUGUCUCGAGGUGGUGGUGUUGCUGACCGGCUGUGUUGGAGCCAUUGGCAAUGGCUUGUCGCAGCCAUUGCUGUGCAUCGUCUUCGGCGACCUCAUUGAUGGCAUGGGUGCUGCUACGGGUGGCACGGCCUCCUUCACCAGCGAGCAGAUGCUGGCCGCCAUGGACGGCAUGAUGUCGCAGAUGGAGGAGCUCUGCAUCACCAUGGUGCUCGUGGGCGUGGGCGCCACCUUCGCCGCCUCCCUUCAGGGAGCCUGCUUCAAGAUCUUUGCGGAGAAGCAGGCCUUCAAGUUCCGGGUCCUCUACUUCGACACGGUGCUCCACCAGGACGUGAGCUGGUUCGACACGAAGGAGGUUGCCGCACUGCCGGCCGAGAUCAACGACGACCUGGAGAAGAUCCAAGACGCCUUCGGCGACAAGUUCGGGAACGGCGUGAUGGCCCUCUCUGCGUUCCUGGGCGGCUUCGGCUGUGCAUUCGGCCUCGGCUGGCUCAUCGCACUGGUGAUGUGCUCCAUCCUGCCCUUCAUGGGUGUUGGUGCCGCCAUCAUGGGAAAGGCGGUCCAGGAGAUUCAGAACGAGUCGCAGAGCUGGUACGCCAAGGCCUCGGCGGUCGUCGAGGAGUGCCUCAACGCCAUGCGCACCGUCGUGGCCUUCGGUGGAGAGCACCGCGAGCUGAAGAAGUUCUCGGCCGCCCUGGUCGAGACGCGACGCGGCGGGGUGCGGAACGGCUUCAAGGUCGGCGCUGGCAUGGGCUACACCAUGAUGAUCGUGUUCUUGGGAUAUGGCCUGGCCUUCUGGUUCGGCAUGACACUGCGAUACAACGACGAGCUGAACCCAGCUACCGGAGAGCUCUGGGAGCCCGGCACGAUUAUGGCCAUCUUCUUCUGCAUCUUCAUCGGCAGCUUCAUGAUCGGCAACCUCGACCCGAGCAUCAAGGCCAUGAAGGCCGCGCAGACGGCGGCGGGGCGCUUCUUCCUGGCUUUGGAGAACAAGCCCAACAUCCAGUGCCGCCUGGAGGACAAGCGCGAGGACAUCAGCAACAUCGACAGCUUUGAAUUCCAGGAUGUGCACUUCACCUACCCGGCACGGCCUGAUGUCAAGGUCCUGAACGGCCUGUCCCUGACCAUCAAGAGGGGUCAGAAAGUGGCAGUGGUCGGCGAGUCGGGAUCAGGGAAGUCCACCGUCAUGGCUCUUCUCGAGCGCUUCUACGACCCGGACUCCGGGCAGGUGUUGGUGAACGGCCGGAACAUGACGAGCUUCAAGACGUCGGCCUUGCGACAGUGCGUUGGCUACGUGGGCCAGGAGCCGGUGCUCUUUGCCAGCUCGAUCCGCCACAACAUCAUGCAGGGCAACCCAUCAGCCAGUAAGGAGGACUUCGCCAAGGCCUGCGCGGACGCCCAGCUGGGCUUUGUGGAUGGGCUGCCGGAAAAGUACAACACUUUCGUCGGCAGCGGCGGCGGCCAGCUGUCUGGGGGUCAGAAACAGCGCAUCGCCAUUGCCAGGGCCCUGCUGAAGAAGUCUUCCUUCCUCUUCCUGGACGAGGCCACCAGUGCUUUGGACAACGCAUCAGAGAAGAUGAUCCAGGCCACGAUCGACAGCAUCAGCGCAAAUACCACCGAAGGCCUGGGGAUUGUAAGCAUUGCCCACCGCCUCAGCACUGUGCGCAACUCUGAUCUCAUUUACGUGCUCAGCCGCGGCACGUUGGUGGAGCAGGGCAACCAUGCCUCGCUCAUGGAGAAGAAGGGCACUUACUAUGCCCUGGUCGCGGCCCAGGAGUCGUCUCACAAGGCGGACGAUGAGGACACCAACGCGCCCGGCUUGCCCCACGACAACACCGUGGCGAUGGUGAAGCGCUCCUCGACAAACUCCGGAGAGUCAGAGACCCAGCGUGUGAAGAAGGAGAAGGAGGCGGAAGCCAAUCGAGAAAAGGACAUCGUCAAGAAUUACAAGGUGCCGAUGAGGCGACUCCUCAGCUACAACAGGCCAGAGUGGCCUUUCUUUGUGCCCGCUGUGCUUGGUGCGAUGGUGGACGGAUCUGCAAUGCCCGUUUGCACGAUCGCCCUCGUCGGGUCCAUGGACGGCUUCUACAAGCCAGACAAAGAGGAGAUGCGGUCUGACUUGGAACUCAUGGCACUCAUCUUUGUGAUUAUUGGCGUGAGUACCCUCGUUGGGUCGACCAUCUCGCAUGGCUGCUUCUCAAUUCUCGGUGAGGCCAUGACGCAGCGUCUCCGUGUGGCUAUCUUGACGGGCAUGUUCCGUCAGGAGGUGGGAUUCCAUGAUGAUCCAGCCAACACACCAGGAAUGCUUUCGAAGGCCCUGGAGCUUUGGGCAUUCCGCGUCUCCACGCUGUGCAAGUCCGUGCAGGCUAAGGCAGCGGCCAUGAGUUCGUUGGUUGUGGGUCUCGUGAUCGCCUUCGUCUACUGCUGGCAGAUGUCGCUCGUCAUGCUGGGCUCCAUCCCAAUCAUGAUUGCGGCCCAGGCCAUCCAGAUGCUGGUGCUCCUCGGUGCCUCGAAAACGGAGAAUGAGAACAUCACCAACGCCAACCAGAUCGUCGUCGACUCCGUGAUGAACGCUCGCACAGUGCAGGCGUUGGGUGUGGAGAAGGGAUUGGUGGGCAUGUAUGUUGGUUGGGUUGAGAAGUCCCUGGUCGGCAUGUGGAGGCGCAACAUUUUGGCAGGACUUGGCUUCGGAGUCUCCAACGGCAUCAUGUUCUUCAUCAUGGCCGGUGGCUUCUACGUCGCGUCUCUGCUGAUCAAGGAAGGCGUCGCCGACUUCCAGGGCGUGAUGAUGGCCUUCAUGGGCAUCUUCUACGCAGGCAUGGGAGCUGGCCAGGCCGCCGUGAUGGUGGGCGACGCCACGAAGGCCAAGGUGGCGUGCCACGACAUGUUCCAGCUCAUGGACCGUAUCUCGGCCAUCGACGGCUUGGAGCCCAAGGGCGAGUCUCCCCAGGGGCUGCAGGCUGGCCACAUUGAGUUCCGGGACGUGAAGUUCUUCUACCCCUUCCGUCCGGAGGUCCAGGUGCUCAAGGGCAUCUCCUUCAGCAUCUCCGCAGGGCAGUCGGUGGGUCUGGUCGGUCCCUCCGGCGGCGGCAAGAGCACCGUGAUGUCCUUGAUCCAGCGCUUCUACGAUCCCCAGAACGGCCAGGUCUUCGUGGGUUCCGAGCGCGUCGCGCUGAACACCGUGAACAUCCGGUGGUGGCGCCGCCAGAUUGGCUUCGUGGGCCAGGAGCCCAUCCUCUUCAACACCACCGUGCGUGCCAACAUCAUGUACGGCCUGGAUGAUGGCGAGACCGUCACCGACGAGUAUGUCAAGCAGUGUGAGAAGAUGGCGAACUUGGCUUUCUUGUACAAGAAUGGCAAUAAGGGCCUAGAGACGGAGGUCGGCCCCAGGGGUGGCCGCCUCUCUGGCGGCCAGAAGCAGCGGGUGGCCAUCUGCAGGGCACUGAUCCGCAAUCCACCGGUGAUGCUGCUGGAUGAGGCCACCAGCGCGCUGGACACGCAGAGCGAGGCGAUCGUGCAGAAGGCCCUGGAGGCCGCGCGGGAGGGCCGCACCUCCUUCGCCAUUGCGCACCGGCUGUCCACCAUCCAAGGCUGCGACGUCAUCCUCGUCAACGCCGAUGGCCGCGUGGUGGAGAAAGGGAACCACGCGGAGCUGAUGGCCCUGAAGGGAGUCUACUACAAGCUUCAGAUGCAGGCGCAGAAGUGA